Messenger RNA from Linum tenue, 2204 nucleotides. The record is from the annotation of a GenBank genome assembly. Lineage: Eukaryota; Viridiplantae; Streptophyta; Magnoliopsida; Malpighiales; Linaceae.
GAGCAGGUAGCCAGGAGCAGGACCAGGAGGCAGUUCCAACUUCCAACUCGCUUCCUUCCACCACGUGAGAGAGCAGCAAGGUUGGUAAAACAUUUCUUUGUUUUCUAGCCCACCACCAGCGUUUACCAGUUACCACUGCGCCACCACGACCACAGACCAGAAAACCCCAAAAGCUCCAUCUCUACCCAAAUGAAACAAACACACUUUCCUCUGACAUGCCAAAUUUGAUGGCUCGAUCGAACUCGGAAUCAGACAACAACGUACAGAGCAUCAAAUUCGUCAUAUUCUCCGCAUCUUAGCUAUAGCAACUCACCUCCACAACUUCCCCACCUUCUUAAUCUUCUUUUGGGUAAUAAGAGCUUCGAAAAAGUAUCGAGCUUUGUCUCCAUCCUCGGACUUUCCGUCAGCUAUGAGUACUGCUGCUGCUUUUGCUGCCUUCUCCUUCGGUCCUUCCCAGUGUCAGUCAUGUCAAGCUGAUGGGUCCUCCUGCUCAACAUCAAAUGGGAUCACGAGUGGUUGGAUGAAAACCACUAUUGACACUAGUACCGAUGUUCUCAGCUCAAGUUUCAGGUCUGGAAGUCCGAUCUUGGGAUCAGGAUCAUUAUUCCCUUGGUCAAGCAGAGGACGUGAUCUGAGCCAUUUGAAAGUGUCAGUUGCUGCUGAUUACUCUGAUUCAUCAUUUCCUGACUCGUCUAGUUAUACAAGUGCAAGAGGCUAUCAUCCUCUGGAAGAAGUGAUAGUCAGUAGAAGGAGACCGGAGCCUCAGCUGACACCAGCUGAGAUUGCAAGAACAACUGUUGAGGCUAACAGCGGCGCUCUGGUGGUCUUUCCUGGAAUAGUACACCGUGAACCACAUGAAGAAAUCACAUGGGCGGAGUUACAGUAUGUUGUUGAUGAUUAUGGAGAAAUAUAUUUUGAGAUGUUUGAUGAUAGGAACGUCUUGCGAGAUCCUCAAGCUGGUAAUGCUGUGAAUGCUUUUAUUGGGAUGGACGUCCCGGUAUAUGAGAAUAGAAGAGUUGCUAGCGAUAUUGCCGUAUUCAAUGUCAGAGAUGCCGACGACAUACCCAUUGAAAACGACUAUUUUCCGAUCAUGGAUUAUAAAGACCACGAUGUUCCAGUUGACUGGGGGAUGCCAGACACAUGUACUUGGGUUCAUCCAAUUCAUUUUGCCAAGUGCUUAUCAAAGGCUACCGAUAUCGAGCAUGAUAUAAAAAUGGGUCAUCCAUCAAAUGGUGUUUCUAUUAUUGGGUGCCUCAAACCUGCUUUUGAUGAUGAGGAAGCAUACUUCAGAUCAGUAUGUUAUUCUGAAGAUAGCGAUGGCUAUAGUUCAGACUCCACAGAUGGGGAGAUCCCGAAUUUAAGCUCCAAAAAGAACGUGUCUAGAGCCUCAUCUAUUUAUCGGUUCGAGAUCAUCAGUAUAGAGCUUUUUUCAGUAUAUGGUACUCAGAGACCAAUUGGUUAUUCAGAAUAUCAAAAGGCUGAGGCUGAUGUCCUUCUAAACUGUGUGUCAACAAUCAUAGAACGUUUCAAUGAUAGAGGAAUUGACGUUGAUUCUGCUCUUAAAGCUCUGUGCAAGAAGAAGGGCAUUGAUAGCCAGGAGGCUCAUUUGAUUGGAGUUGAUAGCCUUGGCUUGGAUGUUAGAAUUUGCUCUGGAGUGGAAGUACGAACUCAUCGUUUUCCCUUUAAAAUACGCGCUAGGUCUGAAGUUGCUGCAGAAAAACAGAUUCACCAACUAUUAUUCCCACGAUCUCGUAGGAAGAAACGAAAUCAAGGUGACAGGCUAAGGGACUCGAGGUCACGCUGAUAUGUCCCUGCUGUGCUGAGAACUUCCAUGACCAAUAAGAAAUGACGGCUACAUUGGUGCUUCUGCGGCUUUACCAGGAGAGAACCCGGAAAAUGAUCUUGUUGGCGGCUGACUUACCCCUAACUCCUAGUUCUUUUUAUUGCGGCCUGCUUUUAUUGAUGAUGAUAAUCUCUUAUCGUGGGUUGCUUCCAGUUUGAUCUAGUAAUCCUUAUGUGUUAAAUCUGAUCAAGAAACUUGAGUUCAAGUGAAAGCGCCAGGCCGUCUAGUGUCUAUUGCACUGAAUAAUGAAGGGUGUUUGUAAGACUUGUUUUGAGCAUUCCAAUAAUCUACUGCAGUCUGCAACACACAAAACAAAACUGCUACUUCAAGUUUCCAUUUUAAGCUCCAAAUGGCGGAUGCC